UAAUUACUAUCAUCCUAAUUUUAAUCAUCUUGAUUUCCCCUAUUAUUCAACUCUUCUUCCAAUACCACCACCACCACCUUCAGUUGCACUUGCUCAAAAUUACCAAAACUACCCUUAUCAUCGCCAACCUUUGAUCAAUCAACCUAACCCAAUAAACCCCAUGCAACUCCCACCACCUUCGCAAUUGGGCCAGCUACCUACAGCUCCUCCCUUGGCCCAUUUCAGGUCAGGCCCAUCUCCGGCAUGGCCCAAAAGCCCAGCUAUCAAUGGUAGUGGUUGUGUACGUGGAAGUGGAAGAUCAAGAAGUAGAAGAAGGGAUGUUAUUAAUAUAAAUGAGAGGAAACAAGGGUUUGAUUUUGAUACAAGUACUAGUAAUAAUUUUGGAGGAGAGAGAAAAAAAGAGGAAAGGGUGGUGAUGGCGGUGAAGCCUAAUGGAACUGAGACUACUGCUAUGAUCAGGAACAUUCCUAAUCAAUAUACGCGUGAAAUGUUGAUCAAGUUUUUGGAUGAUUUUUGCCGCAUUGAGAACCAAAGAUUGCGCCCUACUGAUAAUCGUCAACCUCUUGCAUUUGAUUUCCUCUACUUGCCUAUUGAUUUCGUGUAACGAUUAAUUUUUUUUUUUUUUUAUCGACUAUAUUUCAUUUGAUUUCUUUGAGUAGAUUUGAACAAAGUCUUCAUUUUUCGGGUUUUAAUUUUUUGAUUUGAUGCAUGUUGAUGAUUUAUAUAAUUUUAUUGGUUUAUUAAUAGGAGAGGAGCUAACAAAGGGUAUGCCUUCGUCAAUUUCACCCAUGCAAUCGCGGUGUGGAAGCUUCACCUUGCUUGUAGUAAUCAACCCUGGAGUCAUUGCAACUCUCCUAAGAUUUGUAAAAUCAAUUAUGCCUCCAUUCAGGUAUAUUAUAUUAUAAUUAAAAUGCUAUAAUAUCUUAAUAAAAAGGUCUCCUAAUGUCAAUUAGAUACGUUAUACAUGUCAUACAUACAUGGUUACAUGAUCAGUGCAAUAAUCCAUUUCUCACAAGUUGCAACCCUUACAAUAUAGUGAAAUUUUAUGGCAAUUGCUAGAAAAAAAAAAUGAAUUUUAAAUUUUUACGAGUAUAAAUUUUCUAACUUUAAAUCAUGUAUAGCAAUAAUAGUACCAUAGUGACUAUGGUUAAGGAUUUUAUUAUACUUUGUUAUAUGCCUACCCUAACUCGAAUCCUUAAAAAUGAGUUUAUACUAUUGGUGUAUGUUGUACUAUGUGAUAUGUCUUGUUUCC
Messenger RNA from Chenopodium quinoa (quinoa), 1252 nucleotides. RefSeq names its product protein MEI2-like 7. Gene Ontology annotation, molecular function: nucleic acid binding. The transcript is spliced from 2 exons. Bases 161 to 604 code for a protein of 147 amino acids. The record is from RefSeq and is a predicted model, not a curated record. NCBI's taxonomy places the organism in Eukaryota, Viridiplantae, Streptophyta, Magnoliopsida, Caryophyllales, Amaranthaceae.